CAGGAAAGCCACGAGUGUCUCGACUAAUGGCCGCAUCACUUUCUGUAUAUCGUAGACGUAAACUGGAAGAACAUGCGUCCUUAGACCAUACACGGAAACUGUUUGACCCUGCAUUUAGGCUUUUCCAUGGUCAUGAUGAUGUUGUCUCGCUCUCGGACAGCCCCUGUGCUGGAGCGGAAAAGCCUAAGUUUUCCUCUCCUGCAUUCUAUCCACUUGCUGCUAAGGCGGCGACUACUAGUCUCUCAUCCUUUGGACAUGGAGGGCCUUUUGGAUUUGAUGCCUUUUCCGACAUGUUUAAGAAUCAAGAGAAAAAGUCAGACUCAUCCAAAAAGAAAGAUUCUUCCUCUAAGAUAAAACUCUUGAGAUCAAAACUUAAGAUCUGUAGCUCAGAAGAAUCUGAGGUCGACAGGACAAGAUAAAUAGAUGGAAGGUGCUGUGAUAAAGUGGUGAUGAAAUGGAAUCCCAUGUUGCUUGAAGUAGCAAGUCAUUUGUCUACAUGAACAGCUAGUGUUGUCUGCUAAAAUAUUUUGGUUUCUUCUUCGAAGAGCUCGAUAUAUGUAUAGUUGUUUCUUUCCUUGUUCUGGCCAUUGUAUUUGAAACUUCUCAAAAUGUUUGAGAGAGGUAAGAAUAAGUGUUUAUAAAGUGAC
This is a messenger RNA of Brassica oleracea var. oleracea, 647 nucleotides long. RefSeq lists its product as uncharacterized. NCBI's taxonomy places the organism in Eukaryota, Viridiplantae, Streptophyta, Magnoliopsida, Brassicales, Brassicaceae. The coding region runs from base 27 to 419 and encodes 130 amino acids. Gene Ontology annotation, cellular component: chloroplast. The transcript is spliced from 2 exons. The record is from RefSeq and is a predicted model, not a curated record.